Daphnia pulex (common water flea) is the source of this 1521-nucleotide messenger RNA. RefSeq lists its product as uncharacterized. Gene Ontology annotation, biological process: phosphatidylserine exposure on apoptotic cell surface; engulfment of apoptotic cell; apoptotic process involved in development. The coding region runs from base 81 to 1346 and encodes 421 amino acids. The record is from RefSeq and is a predicted model, not a curated record. The transcript has 5 exons. Gene Ontology annotation, cellular component: plasma membrane. Lineage: Eukaryota; Metazoa; Arthropoda; Branchiopoda; Diplostraca; Daphniidae.
AGUUACAGUUGGGCUGCGGUCGUGAGUCGACGUCAGUGCAAAAAAAUUGUGAACAGUUGAAAAAUUACAUUGGCUGAAAAAUGGGCGAGAAGAAGCGAAAACAGGCCAAAUCGGCUGAUGUAGAGAGUAGCGAGCCUGGACAAAAUUCUCAAAGGGCAGAAAUUCAGAAUUUUGCGAAACAAUGCAAAACCGAGAUUUCAUAUAGAAACUUGUGCCAGUCGAUGUUCCUCACUGUGAUUUUAUUUAUUCUCUAUGUCUGUGGAUUGAUCUAUGAAUGUUAUUUGAUUAUUCACCACUACAGCGAGGGAGAUUAUUGGCAUUGCGGGUUCAUCUCGCUUUUUGUCGUUAUCACAUCUUUUUUAAUGACUGCUAGAAGUUACUUAUUUUAUAAUAAAACGGGAGACACAUACAACGCCAGAAAUUGGUUGCCAAAGGAAGAGUAUACAUUUUUCAACUGGGCAAUCAAGUGGAUAUUGGGUGCUGUUUGCCUUAUUCCCAGGUAUUACUUUAUAAUGAAAUACACCUGGAAAACUAUACUAGCAAAGAGAAUGAAUAACGCUGCCAAAGACAUUUACUUCGUCGCCAUAAUUUGGGAAGAUGCCGAGUUGACGAUACUAUGCCAGUUUGAUUGUUUCGUGAAAUCGGCCUCGCAACUUUUGCUGAACCUUUACGUCGCGGAGAAAGAGGGUUUUCAUUUCAAAGAUUAUUCAUCUGUUUUUUUAAUUAUCUCCGUCAUAAGUUUGACGUUGUCAUUGGUCUCUUAUGACCAAAAAAUCAGUUUAAUGAAGGGAAUCAAAGGCGACAAUGAAGACCAAGAGAACCGAUCGAAUGGCAUCGUCAUAGAUUUCCAGACGUUUCCUGCCAAUCCUACCAUCAAUUGCAUAAAAUUGAUCAAUUGGAAACAGAGCGCCCUUCUAUUCUUCGCUAAUUUAUUUUCCAUAGUUGCGCGAUUCACUGCCCUAAGCUUAUUUUCGUCCGUCUACGGUUGGUAUAUUUGGCCGGCCUGCUUUGCCCACCAAAUCACAAUAUUCGUCUUGCAUUGGAAAAAAAAUUACGGUUUCAUGGACUCGUUAAGAUUGUCUUUCUUGCACGUAUUCGCCUACUUGCAUCCACUCAAAACCAAGUUGGACCAAGAGAAACACCCUCGAUUCGACCCCGGCAGAUAUCUAACUAUCUGUUUCAUCCAGAAUGUAACCCUCAUGACAUUGUGGAGUCUAAUUUUUCUCCCGUCUUCUACCUGGAACGAACCGACAUUCCUAGUUCCUUGGAUCGUCCAAAUUGUGGCGAGUAUGUUCAGUUUCGUAUUUUUCUAUUUUUUGAAAACGGUCCAACAGAAAGAGGCCUAAUUAAUUUUCUAAAAGAAGAUUUUACUUUUAUUAUGUAAAGACCAAUACAAAGUUCAAGUUUUCUUCUAAUAAACAUUUGACGAUAAAGAAUAUGUAAAAUCUGUAAUCAAUUCAACAGGAUUCGUAAUGUGACUAUCCGGAUGUGGUUAUAACAAAAUACAAAAAAACAUUGACA